Molecule: messenger RNA, 240 nt
Organism: Racocetra persica
Lineage: Eukaryota; Fungi; Glomeromycota; Glomeromycetes; Diversisporales; Gigasporaceae
Source: the annotation of a GenBank genome assembly
AUGCCAACGACAAAUUUAUACAAGCGAAACAAAACAAAACAAAAUCCACCGAAAUCGAUGAUACGACGCCAACAACAAAUUCACACAAGUGAAACAAAGUCCACUGAAAAUCGACAACAUGACGCCAAUGACAAAUUUACAAGUGAAACAAAGCUUACCAAAAUCGAUAACACAAUGCCAACGAAGAUUAGCUUGGCUCCAGAAACAAUAACUUCAAAAGACAACAACUCCAAAAGAUAA